CGCUAACCGCAAAGUAAAACAGACGUCAUCCAUCAGCUUGUUUACAUAUCUCUACCUCGUUUCUCCAGCGCGCGUGUUUGAUGAGUGUGGCUGGAAAUGGUGCGCCAACCUUGGGUGCCGCAGAUGUUUCUAGGCAAAAUCACGCCGAACCUACGGUGAUGGACGGCCUAUCCAGCUCCAAAGUCACGGUCGAAUACCAUGACCCAUCUGGAGUGUUCCCAUUAAUCCAGGAAGACUUGGCUGCUCGACUCCCGCUUCGGAAUCUACACUGGAAAGCUCCCACGAGGCCAUUAAGAUCCAUUGACUCUCUCCAUGUUGACUUAGUACCCAGCAAAGAUUCUGCACAUAAUGCGGGAGUUACAUCAUCGGGAUUGGCACCUCCGCAGGGAAUACCGACUCGGACGACCGAGGAAAUGCUUAGGCCGCCCGCAAAAGAGAAAAAAGAGAGACGACAUCAGAUCCCUGGCCUACGGCAGACUCCGUAUCUAAAGGUUUACCUCCUGAGAUGUGAUGAUUCCGAUACGUACAAGGCUACCGCGCGAAAGCAGAUCCGAGAAUGGGUGAAGGAGCACACACCGCCUUCUCAAAGUAGCUCAUCGAGUACGCAAGAAGAUCACGAUGCAUUCGAGUGGAUGAUUUUACAUGUCGUGGUGCCUAAUACCCCGGCUUCUAGUCAGCCCCGCGGGUCUUCUAGCAGUGGAACCGGCGAGAAAGAGAAGACCGGUGCGACCUCGCGAUGGACUCGUGGUACCACCACCUUGCUCGAGAAGCUACGUGCGGAUUUCAACAUCUCUACAAAGUCAGCACCUGAUCGCGUUGCGCAAAUUCGACUGCCAAAGGAAAGAGUUCCUCCACAUCUACUGCCAGCACCAGCGCCGGUAACUUCUCCACCGAUCGCCGAGAGCCCUCAGGAACAGGAACGCGCGUGGAUGGACGUGAUAGCCAAGUUCAAGAUUCUGAUUCUGCUGUCUUUCGAUCUUCGGGUGAGCCAGUAUGAAGAAGACAUUCGCAAAAACGAUGCACAGCGCUCAUUUCCAGGCUGGAACUUCAAUACGUUCUUCAUUCUGAAAGAAGGCCUUGCUAGGGGCUUCGAGAGUGUCGGUCUAGUCGAGGAUGCCUUGUUGGGAUACGAUGAGCUUUCCAUUGGACUAGACACUGUCAUUCGCGACCAGGCGACUGACGGCAGCGGGACACAAGGACGAGUCUUGCUGAACUAUACCGACGAUCUUUAUGAGAAAACAACAAAGCUUCUAGAGCGAACCGACAACAAAGGAGAAGAUAGUGAGGAAUCGCACGCGCUCUUCCAUGAUGCAAAGCCGAUCAACGCGCAAAACAAAGACUACCGGGGACUGAUCCUGGGAAAUAACAUCUCUGUCUUCGACUUCAGACUGUACAUUUUCGCACGUCAGAUGUUUUUACUUCUGAGAUUAGGUAACUCGCUAUCGGCAAGGUCCGACCUCGCAGCAAAGCUACAGCCCAGACCCAAUGCUAGCACGCUUCAGAGAUCAAUGGAUGACAGCUCUAUCGGAACAAAGUCUGGCGGUCAAUCAAGUGACUCCGAGGAUCUUUUUUCGCUUGCUGAACUCUGCUCCCGUUCACUCAACUUCAUUACAUUCGCUGGUCGGCUCCUACGAGACGACUUGACCAAUGGGGCAAAAGCACACGAAACCACAUUUCCUACUCAUCUGAUUGAUAAUGUUGUACGGUCAUGGACCUUUGCUGCGCUCGAGCAAGUGUUGCGGGAGACGUCUACGACAUCUCUUCCAUUUACUAAACUCUCCAAAGAGUGGUCAACCGGCUCGUCGGGCAAGAGUCUAUCAUUUAAUGGCCGCAACAAGGAGCAAAAGACCAGUGUUUCGGAGCCCAAGUCUAUGAUUCAUCCAUCUCGGUCAUCCUCUUUGACCCCCGGCCGAGCGACAGCAGAUAUGCCCUAUGCUCAACCCACGGCCAGUGGUCAAGUAGUCUUUGAGAACGGACAGUACCAAGAUCGAUCCCAUUCAAAUCAAGCAAACUCGAUUGCUUCCACCAAAAAUGGCCUACAAGAGCUGGCUGGGACAAGAGCGCAGCUACUCGCCGUGCAGAGGCGGCUAGUCGAGCACAUUGGGAAAGCUUUGGGUUGGAACAUCGGUUGGGCCGCUGUCCUUCCCUCAUUAAACCUAGAGGAAGAGCUUACUGAGGUCGAUCUUGAGGAGGAGGAAGAUGAAGAAGAAGAGAACACACCACAGAAAGAAACCGCGAAUGUUCCAGAGGGAGGCAAAUCCGUUGCGUCUACUGCAGGUAUCUUAACAGAUGUCUUGAUCACUGCAGUAUCAUCCGUCGAGCAGUUCCGGCAAUUCUAUGAGACACUGAGUGACCUGAUUGUCAAGCACUACAUGGCUGCAGGGCAGACUAAAUCAGCAGAAAGCGUACUUGGGGACUUGGCUGCCCUUCGAUUUGAGCUUGGCGACUUCGCAGCAGCGGCAAUGUAUUUUGGACGCAUGGCCUCGCUCUUUGCAGAGAGUAGAUGGAACACCGUGGAGACUACCUUGCUGAAGAUGUACGCGCGCUGCCUGAAGAAGCUCAACCGCAAGGAUGAGUACGUUCGAACGUUGCUUGAUUUGCUAGCAAAAUCUGCAGCAAGCAGGAUGUCGUUCACGACCUCGCGAGCCAGCGCGAACGAAUUAUCCGAUACGCCUUGUGACUGGCUGGAUGAUGAUAAAGUUGACACCACUGGUGUGUUCAACGAACUCAUCGAUUACUCGCAGCAGUUGCCGUAUGAUGUGACGGUUCAGAUGGCCAAGUAUUUUGGUGACACCUCCGUCGAGCCGUACGUGCGUCACUACGAUGACAAAGAUGGGUUCCAACUACGUCUCCAAUUCCGUCAUCUUCUUGAAGACGAAGUCAAAAUUCGGGCAGCUAAAGUCAGAUUAGUCAGUGCUUCGACACUGGGAAAGGACAUAUGGCUUGAAAGCUCUGAGCCUACGCAAUUGAAGAAAGGCUUGAAUCGCAUGUGGCUUGGGUGCACGGUGAACACAACCGGACCGUAUAUGGUGGAUCAGGUCGUCCUGGAGGCAACGCGUAUCGUUUUCGUACACGAACCUUUGGCGAAGACCGAAGCAACAACACCCCUUGGGAUCACCACUUCGGUGUCCGCGCACUCGCUCAAAGCUGCAAAGAAAGCGCGAGUACUGUGCUUCCCGCCUUCGGAAGCAUUCCAGGCUCGAAUAUAUCUCUCGCACUUCCUCCACAUCGACAAACCACGUCACAUAGAGGUCGAGUGCUCGAGUGGUUGGAACGAGAUCACGCGUGCAGAAAUUCGACUCAAGUCUGCUUCUGCUGGGCUGCGGCUACGAACUGCGAAUGUGAGUGUGACUGCUGGAGAUAUCAAGAUUGAGGAUAAGUCCAGCCCUGGAGUUAUUAUGAUUGGAAAAAUGGCCGCUCAAUCUACUACGACUUUCAAAGUACCGUAUGACAUGGAAACUAUUCUUCAGGAUCUCACGGUCAGGAUCGAAGUAUAUUACCACACCGAACAUGGCCAAUUCCAGUACACCUCGUCCUUUACGAUUCCGGUCGACCUUCCCUUGGAUGUUAACGUGCAUGACCACUUCAAAAGCAAGUCACUCUUCUCGAAGUUUAAUAUUAAAACAGCGAAUCAGGUGCCGUUAGAGCUUCUGGACGUGGAACUGCAAGGCUCAGAAGAAUUUGACGUUCAUGCGCCUAAGAGGCCAAAGGAGCCCGUCUUUGUCUUUCCUAGGCAGCCAUUUGCGGUCACAUACAAAAUCACCAAGAAAACUGCAGACACUGCAUCGAAACGCCAAAGUCGACUGCCCAACGCGGGGAGUUUAUCGUUGUCGGUAGAGUACCGAUGUCUAAAUGAGGAUGUUCUAGAUCGCGUGCGGAAGCUGUUCGCUGAUGCCGUCAUCGAUAGCCCUGUAUAUCGACUUGCACAUCUACUCACGGACACAUUUGCUAGCCGACUAGAGAACGAUAUCCUACCACAUCAGUUCGAAAGCAUUGCGCUGCUCGAGAAGCUUGAUCUGGGGUUGUUUGAGGACCUAGGUUGGGCGGAAUGUCUGGACAGUCUACCGCAUGUCAUUCGUGGUGAGACGCAGGCAUGGUUGCAGCAGUGGCAUGAGCAACAUAAAACGAUUCUGCUCUCUAAAUCCUCGUCUUCGGAGACUGCGAUGCCUGCAACCGCCCCAGCAUCUCCUUACCCACCGCGCCGCAUGGUCAUCACAGUCUCGAUACCACAAACGCACAUUCUCCAUACCGCCUCUUUGAAUCUCACCUGCCCGUCCUCUGUCUCAUCGCUCUCUGCAAUCGCCACUGUCGGUCAACCACUCAUGGCAAACUUGCGCAUCUCGCACACUCGUCGUUGGGCAUCAUCUGCAAGCCUCACCGCUGCCGCAAACAUAUCCGCAGCCGAUGAUCCAAUUGACUUUGUCUACACAAUUGAAGCACACCCAGAGACAUGGCUCAUCGCCGGCCAACGCCGAGCGCAUUUUUCCGCCAAAGAAGAUGAGCAGCGUGAGUGGCCGAUUAUACUCAUUCCUUUGAAGCCGGGUAAUGCGCUUUUGCCUACUCUGGAGAUACGUGCGAAUGUCAAGCCAAAGGAUGACGGUAAAUCUCAGGGUACUGCGACGGCUGCUGUAGCUGGUGCGGGUGAAGUUCCGGUGUUGAGUUGCGAAACGGAUUACCUGGGUUAUGGAGAGUCCGUCAUGGUGGUGCCGGACGUGAGGAGUAGUACGGUGGGGAUUGGAGACAUGGCGCUGGGAAGUUCGAGGAGUGUUGUUUGGUUGGAGAGUGCUGGGCAGUAAAUAGGGUACGUAGUGUAAUGGUG
Messenger RNA from Cucurbitaria berberidis CBS 394.84, 4819 nucleotides. RefSeq lists its product as uncharacterized. Gene Ontology annotation, cellular component: TRAPPII protein complex. NCBI's taxonomy places the organism in Eukaryota, Fungi, Ascomycota, Dothideomycetes, Pleosporales, Cucurbitariaceae. Bases 81 to 4796 code for a protein of 1571 amino acids. The record is from RefSeq and is a predicted model, not a curated record. Gene Ontology annotation, biological process: intra-Golgi vesicle-mediated transport; early endosome to Golgi transport. The transcript has 7 exons.